ACAGUUGAGGGAAAACGGCGCAACCGAAGGCCCGUCGGCGAGAUUUAGCGGUGGCGGCUGCUUUAUGACCUCCUCGGCGGAUUUUAACUUUGUGUUUUCGCCGUCAAAAAAGAGCUCUUUCUCAAAGUUGAGCCCGAGAGGAGUUCUCUCAUUCAGGAUGUCGGACUGAGACAAAGGGGUCUGGGGGGCAUUCCCGUCGGAGCGCAGGCAAAACUUGAUUCUUGAAGCCUCCUCUGAAUGGGAAAGAUGGAGAGGGAGUUGCAGUGGUGGAAAGGACAGCUAGCUGCAGAUAUCCAUCAAUCCCUCCGCAUCAAGGAGCUGAAGUUACCGGUCUACCGGGCCCACUCUCCGCAGAUUGGCAUGCGGCGGUACUUUGCUGACUUGUUGGCAAUCCUGAGCAAUCGCUACCAGCUCUGCCCGACAGCACGUCACCUGGCUGUCUACUUGCUGGACUUGUUCAUGGACCACUAUGAUGUGGCUGUCAAGCAGCUCUAUGUCAUUGCUCUGUCCUGUCUGCUGCUAGCUAGUAAAUUUGAAGAGAAGGAGGACCGGGUUCCCAAACUGGAGCAGCUGAACUCACUGGGCUUUAUGUGCAGCCUCAACCUAGUUCUCAACAAGAAGGAUCUGAUCAAAAUGGAACUUCUGCUACUGGAGACCUUUGGCUGGAAUCUGUGCAUGCCCACACCUGCCCACUUUAUUGACUACUACCUCCAUGCCUCAGUGCAGGAGGGUGACCUCUACAAUGGCUGGCCUCUGUCCUCCCUCUCCAAGACCAAGGCUUUCAUGGACAAAUAUACUCACUACUUCCUGGAGGUUUCACUGCAGGACCAUGCCUUCCUGAGUUUCAGACCAUCCCAGGUUGCUGCUGCAUGUGUGGCAGCGUCACGUAUUUGCCUUCAAAUUUCCCCAAGCUGGACGACUGCUCUGCAUCUACUAACAGGCUACACCUGGGACCACCUCACCCAGUGUAUUGAACUCAUGUUGCUGGCUCAUGAUAACGAUGUGAAGGAGGCCAACAAAGCUAAAUCCACCCCUCCUCACCGGCCCUCCUCUCUGCAGUCCCAGCCCUCUCACCUCUCCUCUCCGGUGUCGGCCAUCCAGAGACCAGCCUCCUCCUCCUCCUCCACCUCCUCCACACCACAGCUGCUCUUUCAGCCAGAUGGCUUCCCACACCUUUCCCAGCAUUCCCCGUCUCUCUCCCAGCUCCAAGCACUAGCUGACUCCCAGGCUUUGGGCUCUGUGGUGAACAUGUCUCAGGACUUCCUCCAGAGCCACAGGAUGGGUCUGCUAACUGGGGCUCCCUCCAUCACUCCUGGGGGUGCUUUCCCCUCCUACCCGAGCCUCACAUCAGGUCUGCAGCCAGGGGCGCGUGCGCUGCCGCUUCAGGGCCCCAUUUCUGUGCAGAUGGCCCUCGCUGGAGAGCCACGACACUGUUUGAGCAUGGCUUACAGCGGGGGAUACCUGGGGGCUCAUCACACGUUCACAGCUGGCUGCUUUGACAGGUGACGCCAGGAGACGGAGAGGGAACACAAACCCCAACGGGAGUCGACUGCUAUGCUUCCGUCCCAACUCCCUACCCCGAAACACCCUCUCACAGACCUCCUCUCUCUCUCCGUCGGCACUGCAACACCUUCAGCUUGUCCAGCUCCCUCGUCCCUCUCGCAGAGACGCCUCAAACGCAAGCAGAGGUCCAAAGGAAAGACAGACCCAGUGGAAGUCAUCACACUGACGUGACAAAUGCUCCACUGCCUCAUAUUAAAUAUAGAGGCGCUGCAAAAAUGUUACUGCCAUAUUCUGAACUGGAUUUAUAAAUCUGUGUUAUUAUGAGACUGUCAUCACUGUGAAUGAGAUGAAAGCAGCAGUGUGAUCUCACACCCACCUCAUUCAGUGCCUCUUCUCAGUUGUGUGAUAGCUGAGCCAAUUUUAGAAGUGCACAGAACACAAAGUAUCUGUGAUAAGCGUGUCUUGCUGCUUGACGUGUUUUUAUUUUUUUUUAUUUCCAUUUAGUAAUCCCAAAAAUUGAACACGUUUUAAAUAGGAAAAUUUGGCUGGUAUUGUUUUUUUGAGCCACCAUUUGAGAAGGAUAGAAGAAGAAAAUAGAGGCUUGUCGCAGACUUGGCAGGGCACAAAAAGGCUGUAUACGCCGGUAGAAUUUUUGGUCGUGUCUCCUGAAUGUCAGCAAACAUUGAUAAAACGAGCUGAAGGGCUCCUUUGGGAAUUCCUCACAACGUAAGACCUCAGAGGGGACGAAGAAUUCAAUGUUUCAUGCACAGCAGGUGAAGUCCGCAGAUCAGGCCUGCAGUGUUUUGUUUCUUCUUUUAUGUUCUCCUCUUUCCUCAUCUUUCCCAUCUCCAAAGUCGAGCCUUGCGGCAGAGCCCUCACACAUGCAAGUGAAAACGUGGCUCUCUUACAGGCUUUGUCAUACUAAAGUUUUAAUUUUCUCCCGAACCACUCAAAGAGUUAAACACAAACUGAUGUGACUGGACCAGCAUGGUGAAGGAGACAUGGACUUUGUUUGUGUAUUGUACAUAUGAAAUGCUGCUGCCUUCUUAUGAACUUUUGGUUCUGUGUCUGUGUUAAUGACUCCAAUGUUUACAUGAACCACUAAGUAUCAGGGACUUUAACAAGAUUACUUGAAUAUGAUGCCAUUGAAACAUGCCAUAGCUUUUAUUUAUGAUGACUCAUUUUUAUCUUGUCUUGAUUUUUUUAUUUUCUUUUAUUCAUUUUUGUUUGAUGUAGUGUAGCUUUGUAUACCAGCUUAGAAACCCACCAUUGAUUAAUUUUAGUUCUCUUUGUUCAUAGAAAUUGUAUAUUCAGGCUCAGGUUUUAAGGCUGAAGCUAGCAGUCUUCCCUUCAUUAUUCUGUGCUAUUGUGCUUUAAAGUAGAUGCUGAUUCAGUAUCUGUGGGGGCUGCAAUAUCCCCCUUCUUCAUCACUGGACCAUACUCUGUGUACAACUCAUUAACUGAGUGCACAAAACAGUCUCUUUGCUACACAGUGGAACAAACCCUCGGUCACUGGCUUCACCCACAAACAUCUGCAGCCAGUCCUUGGUAAUUGCUUCCCAGAUUUCUAAAGCUGCAAUCCCCAAUCUUCCGCUUCCUGUUAAAGUAUAAACACAUCCAGAUUCCAAGUGCUGGUCAAACUGGUUACCAUGGUGAUACCUUAACCGCGCGGACCCCAGGUUUUGGGGUGUUGUUGUUUUUUUUUUGAUUGCAUUCUGACUGAAACAUGGCUGAAGUUAAUUAAUCCGUCGGUUAUUUUCUUGAUUGACUGUCUGUGACAUUUCUGAAAGUACACAGUUUAAAAUGAAUCCGUUUUAUCCAGCCAACAGCGGAAAACACAAUUAUAUUCUGUUUAUAUCUUUGCUAUAUUUUGCAAAAAAGCAGGCUGGAAUGAGAACUCAUUUAGCAUUUUUGGCUUGAAAUAUUAAGCUGUUAAUUAAAAGAAAGUACAAACAAUGAAUCUACUAAUGGUUCCAGCUCUAGACUGAAUUGAAACCAACAUCCUCCCACACUUGGGGAGAAUUAUUUCCUUGUUUUGGAAGAAACUGUUAAGAAUCUAGAUAUACUGGUUGCAGUUUCGUAAACUUACGAAUUGCCUAAGGUUUAAUUGUUCCGACUUUACGCUUCAGUCUGUGGACACUGGACACCCUGUCAUGUUUGUGCCUCGUCCUCAGCAGCUGUCAGGCUUCACCUGUGAACCCUACGUUCGGAGACGUGUGCAGACAUUUCUCAGAUAACACUACAUGAAUCCCUCUGGAAGUGCAGCUCUCAAGAUUGAUAUAAUUGCGUUUCACCAAAUCUUUAACAGACAUCUGUUUGCUUUCCCACCACUGAAAAGUACACGUUCAUGCUUUUCAGCAAUAUGAACUAUGAUGCUAUGCCUUUUGUUUUUGUAUAGUUUUGUUGACUUUUCUACAUUCCGUUUGUUUUGAUUAUAUUUUACUUUAAUCUCUUUGUAAUUCUCCCAAUUAACGCUGUUGGUGUGGAUUGUUUUUAAGAGUUCAGUUCGCUCUUUUCCUCACAAUUCAUGAGCAACUUCUCAUUGAGGUGUCCAAGGUGCAAUAUGUUGUUUUUCUGUUGAAACUGACCACAGCCAUCACUGUCUCGUGUAUACCACUGGUUCAUCUUUUGUAACUUAUUUUUAAUAAUUGUGCGAUUUGACUUGCUGUAGCUUGAUCUCCUGUAGAUGGCGGUGGGCUCUGAACACAAUUAAUAUGUUGCAUAUUGCAGCCACAUGCUUUGAGUGAUAGAUAUUACCGAAUGCUUUUUUUUUUUUUUUUUGUCAUUUAGCUAGAGUUUUACCAUGCAUUUUUCUCUCCCGCGAAAGGUGCUGAUGUCACUCACACCAAACAAACACUUGUCUUAUGUGAUCGUAACAAAAUGACACCAUGAACUUCCAAUUUAUAUUUUUAUAUUCUUUUGUAACAAUCUGUAGUCUUGGUUUAUGUGACACUGAAUGAUAAGAAAAAAUCUUUUAUCAUAAAGUGCCAUGAAAAAAAAAUAAACACAAGUGAGCUGA
Molecule: messenger RNA, 4522 nt
Organism: Stegastes partitus (bicolor damselfish)
Lineage: Eukaryota; Metazoa; Chordata; Actinopteri; Pomacentridae
Gene: ccnjl
Product: cyclin J-like
Exons: 6
Coding region: 238-1506 (422 amino acids)
Source: RefSeq, a predicted model, not a curated record